AUGGGUAACAGAAUUUCUUCGAACAAAUCUAACAAGAAUAAAAAUAACAAAAACUAUAAUGAAUUUGGAAGUAUUGGCAGGAAUAGUAGUAUCAACGAUGAAUCAUUCAAAUAUGUUAACGGAAGAAGAUAUUUAAAGGAUAGUAACAAAUAUAUGCUACCAAAUGAUGAUGAAGAGGUUGAUAGGUUACAAUCGCAGCAUUAUUUACAUUGGCAAAUAUGGAAAUCCAAUUUUUCGUCCCCAAUUGAAACGAUCUUGAAAUUAGGUGGGGUUGAGGUUCUUGAUGUCGGUUGUGGUUCAGGAUUGUGGUCAUUGGAGAUGGCAGCACUCUACCCUUUAUCCAACUUCACAGGGAUAGAUAUUGCGCCUCAAUAUCCAAUGGACACACAUCCCUUGAACACAACGUUUGAAUCAGUUGACAUUACACAGGGUUUACCCUAUCCGGAUCAUAGAUUCGAUUUUAUUCACGUUAAAGUUGUACUAUCCUUAAUAGCUGAAAAACAUAUGAAAUUGAUAUUCAGUGAAUUAAUGAGAGUUUUAAAACCCGGUGGAUGGUUAGAAAUUAUGGAUUAUUGUAAUGAUUUAAUUAAUCCUGGUCCAGCUUUUACAACUUUAUACACUGCAUUUCAGGCAUUAUGGAGUCAACGCGGCAUCAACUUUUAUUUUUGCAAUGAGUUUGACAAACUUUUACUUAAACAAGGAUUUGUCGAUGUUCACUUAGAGGAAAAGGUGACACAUUUCGGAAAGAAAGGUGGAUCUGUUGGCGAAAGAAGCGUUGAAGACUGGGAAGCCGUCUUUUUCUUAUUUCAAAAGUUGCUUUUAGAAUUUUCAUGCAUGGAUUCUGAAUCUUUCUGUAAAUUGAUAAAAGAUUUUAGAAAAGAAAUAGAUGAAUAUGAAUCCUCAUUUAAAUUAUUCAGAUUCUUUGGACGAAAACCUCAAACAAAAUUCCUUUUAUAA
This is a messenger RNA of Funneliformis geosporum, 957 nucleotides long. The record is from the annotation of a GenBank genome assembly. Lineage: Eukaryota; Fungi; Glomeromycota; Glomeromycetes; Glomerales; Glomeraceae.